Penicillium verhagenii is the source of this 432-nucleotide messenger RNA. RefSeq lists its product as uncharacterized. The record is from RefSeq and is a predicted model, not a curated record. The coding region runs from base 1 to 432 and encodes 143 amino acids. Lineage: Eukaryota; Fungi; Ascomycota; Eurotiomycetes; Eurotiales; Aspergillaceae. The transcript has a single exon.
AUGUCGACAACCAUCUCCAUCGUCAUUUUCCGUGGCGACCCAUUAGACUGGGCCAUGUAUCGACACACGGCGAUCCACGUCCAAUACGCAGAUAGCGAAAAUACCAUCUUACAUGUCACCGGAGCGCACCCGUUUUUUGAAUACACACCGAUGGAUAACCACCCACAAGACUUGACCUUGCAUUUAGUGGCUUCCGUUCCGGUUGCAACGCCGCCAGAUUCCAUUACUAAAUCUAUGAUUCAAAAUGCAUGCAAAAGAACUCCGAUCUGGAAUGAUCCUCAACACCCGGACUGGAACUGCCAGAAUUGGGUGGGGGACGCUCUCGCUAGGUUAGUUGCGAUCGGAUGUGUCACCAACGAAGAAAGAUCAGCAGCGGUCGCUCAGAUGGUGGAUGUGUGCUUGGAAGCGGAGGAUGAGCCCGAAGAUAUGUGA